Messenger RNA from Engraulis encrasicolus (European anchovy), 5608 nucleotides. RefSeq names its product megakaryocyte-associated tyrosine kinase (gene matk). Lineage: Eukaryota; Metazoa; Chordata; Actinopteri; Clupeiformes; Engraulidae. The record is from RefSeq and is a predicted model, not a curated record. The transcript is spliced from 13 exons. Gene Ontology annotation, biological process: protein phosphorylation. Gene Ontology annotation, molecular function: ATP binding; protein binding; non-membrane spanning protein tyrosine kinase activity. The coding region runs from base 454 to 1803 and encodes 449 amino acids.
CCAGACUGAUAAUUAACCUGGUUACGCAUAUGGUUGUUGGGCGGAAAUGCACGAGGAUCUGCGUGAGAACCAGCCAAAUGUAGACCUGUCCCCAGUUAACUCUUUGACGCAAAUUUAUUUUACGCACUCUGAUACUGAGUGUGCGAAUCAUAUUUUUUCUUCAGCGUCUCUACCCACAUAUAACAACAUCAUUAUGGGAGGUGUUAAGCAUGCCGGCGUGACUGAAGUCUUUGUCAAAGUUUAGAUGUUCCUCAAUUACGCAUGGAUGGCAGCUGAAGAGGAAGUAGUCACUAAUGUUUUAGAUGACGUUUUAAGCCACACAGUCAUUUGGCUUCUUUCGUUGUAAAAAUGUGGUGGCUUAAGCGUGAGGAACUGUCAAUUGGCUUGUUUUGAGGAACCGGUCUUUGGUAUUGACAGGUACACGUUCUCAUAGGCGCUCCGCAACACGCUCGGAUGGCGAUGAACGUGUUGGUAACAGGUGUUCAGUGCGUCGCCAAAAGUGACCACUUGAAGCCCAAGUCUGGUGAGAUAGCCUAUCAUAAAGGUGAUCUCUUGACUAUUAAGGAAACAACAAAGGUAAAGGGCAUAUGCAAAGCCAUAAACAACACAACAGGAGAGGAAGGUUUGAUCUCUCGUUCCAAUAUGAGGGACAGGGAGGCCAUCCGAAUAGAUUCUUGCCUAAGCCUAAUGCCUUGGUUUCACGGAAAGAUUUCUGGUCCCGAGGCUGUGAAAAAGUUAAAGCCGAGGGAGGAUGGAUUGUUUCUGGUGCGCGAGUCCAUCCGUCACCCGGGCGAUUACGUCCUUUGCGUCAGCUUCUCUGGAGAUGUUAUCCACUAUCGCGUCAUUUUCCAGGACAGCAAAUUGACCAUUGACAACUCACAGUUCUUCUACAAUCUUAUAGACAUGAUUGAGUUUUAUUCAGAAAAUAAGGGAGCUAUUGCAACAGUUCUGCACAAACCCAAACAGAAAGAAGGAGUAAGGUCAGCAGAGUUAGAGCUGUCAAAAACGGGUUGGCUUUUCGAUAUGGACAAACUUGUUUUGGGAAGACGCAUUGGAGAAGGGGAGUUUGGAGAGGUGUUUGAAGGCGACUACAUGGGACAGAGCGUGGCGGUCAAGAACAUAAAGUGUGAUGUAACUGCUCAAGCUUUUCUGUCAGAGACAGCGGUCAUGACGAAACUCCAGCAUAAGAAUUUGGUGAAGUUACUGGGUGUGAUUUUGCACAAUGGACUGUUUAUUGUCACAGAGUUAAUGGCCAAGGGAAAUCUUGUGAAUUAUCUACGCACCAGAGGGCGCUCUAGCACCAGCACUGAGCAGCUGGUCCGUUUCGCACUAGAUGUCUGUGAGGGGAUGGAGUACCUUGAGUCCAAAAAGUUGGUGCACAGGGACUUGGCGGCCCGGAAUGUCCUGCUGUCCGAAGACACGGUGGCCAAAGUUAGUGAUUUUGGUCUGACCAAAGGGGACUCAGCAGACUUGGACCAUGCUAAGCUACCGGUCAAAUGGACAGCACCGGAGGUCUUGAGGAAAGAGAAGUUCUCCACGCGGUCCGAUGUGUGGAGCUAUGGCAUCUUCCUGUGGGAGAUGUUCUCCUUCGGCCGGCAGCCCUAUCCAAAGAUGACCCUGAAGGAGGUGAGGGAGCGUGUGCAGCAGGGCUACCGCAUGGAGGCUCCAGAGGAGUGUCCGCAGGCCCUCUACCUGCUGAUGAGGAGCUGCUGGCAGGACGAGCCGGGCAAGAGGCCCCCCUUCCACAAGAUCAGGGACAAGCUCCAGAGGGAGAUGAACUCAUAUCAGGCUAAAGCACAAUGACAAUGAGUACAGUGAAAGUCCCAUGGGGGGAAAAACAUAUUUUUUUACAUUGUGACACGGCAUGCCAUAGCACACCGUGCACACAACAAAGUGCAAAACGGCUGCCCGUCUGGUGGUCAGGGUAAAUUGGUAAAUGGACUGCAUUUAUAAAGCGCCUUUACACUCCUUCGAGCACUCAAAGCGCCUUACAUUCACCUAUUCACACUCUCAUUCACACACCGGUGGCAGUGGCUGCCACGCAGGGUACCACACCUUGUCACCAGGAGCAACUUGGGGUUAAGCAUCUUGCUCAAGGACACAUCGAUUGGGUCAGGCAGAGCGGGACUUGAACCUGCAGCCCUCUGGUUGCCGAAUAGCUCCUCUACCACCUGAGCCACCACCGCCCCAAGGAGACCUCAUGGACAAGCUCCAGAAGGAGAUGAACUCACAUUAGGCUCCAGCACAAUGACCCCAGAGUACAGUGAUGGGCUUAAUGGAUUCAUUAGUUACAAUCCAGUGCCAAAUAUUCCAUAUGACCUUGUUUUACCUGUCCAAGUCAACCAGGCAAUCAUUCAACCAAGCCAGGCUUCGCCCUCUAGUGACGCAAUGCCUUCGGCGUUGCUAAUAGUCAGGUCAAGAGCAAUGCAAAUACUGUCUGAGCUCCGGAGAAGUCAGGAACUCCACCCACUUUGUCGGGAAGCAAUCAACUUGGGGGGUGCACACCAUUAUCACACAGGGCACACAACAAAGUUGUAUUAGUUGGUCAGCGCACACAACAAAGGUGCAUUGGUGGUCAGGGUGCCUCAGUCAUGGAGGACAGGGGAGAGAGCAGGGUAAUCACUCCCCAUACUCACCUGGUGAUGUCGAGUUGGAGUGGAAGCAGCAAACCACAAGCCACAAGCGCUUUCCGAGGACGGGAGUCAGCAUAUUGGAAAGCACUCCAUAACAGAGGUGUCAAAAGUAAAAGUAAAAGUAAAAAAAAGAAACACAGUUUCCUUCCAACACACGCAACUUAUCUGAGUAGACCUGUGUACUUGUCUUACGAUUAGCUAACUCUGCACUAGUUGGAUCAAGUUUGUGGUGGGUCCUUAUUAGGUUUUCCGUGUUUUUCAGUAAUAAGACAGUCUAUCUCUCUCAUUAGGUACAAUGGAGUAAAUGAUGUAAUAGCUAUGUAAUGCCAUGUGCUAGUGUUGUAAUUACACCACAAAAGUACUUUUACUUUUGACACCUCUGCUCCAUAACCACUUGCCAUGGCUUCCCAUGGUGACAGGAAUGUUCCAAGUGGGCAGUUGUGUAGGGGGGGGGGGGGUUGGAGGGGUACUUCAAAUGUUAUAAAGUCCUCCAAGGGCUGUACUAUAAACACAAACCAGGAUUUCCCCCUGCACUUUAGGCCUAUAUUGAAGGUAGCCACCUUAACAAUAGACCCCACCAUCACUAUGUCCCCUAAAAAUAUUGCUUAAUUGUAUUGCAAAUGUAAUUUCUAAGAUUUCUUUACAAAACAUGUCAUAUCAUAUGUGAAACUUGUAAUAUUGUGUUUUUGAACAUAAACAUGCAAAUGUUACAAAACUGUUUCACCUGCCCAGAAGUCACUGCAGAUGGAGAUUAGCCUCUAAACUGGUGCAGGUCAUCUCUUUACUUAAUAAUUAAUGUACUUUGCACAUGGUCAACUUGAGUUGUCUCAUAGCGCUUUCAAAAUACAGGUUGUGUUGUAUUGUAUAGGUAUCUGGUCCCUGACUAAAUAGGCCUAAACCAAAUAAACUAAACUAAACAUUAGUUUCUUUUAUACAUAUAACUAGGCUACAUGUAUCUCUUUACUCAUCCAGGCAGGUGAAACGAGGACACAUUGCAUCCAACUGAGAACUAUUUAAAGCAAGUUAAGAAAAAGCAGGACCGGAUCUCAUAAGUCGGAUUACAAUGCAAACGACAAAACUUCAGGUCAUGUCCUGCCUGAUAGGGUCAUACAAGUACACCAUAGUAUCGACUCGAGUGCAGGUCAUUCUAGGUUCUUUUCUUCUGCCUUCACCUCAGUUUACCCAUCCUCUGUGGAGUGGAGAUAUCAAUGGUGGGGUAGCGUCCGCGCCAAAGUCUUUUUCUGAGCGUUUCGCUCGGUGCGUAAUUCCAAGAACAGUAUGGCGAAAAGGAAAAAAAAGAGUCACACACAAGAGCUGAAUGCAAAAUCAAAAACUGUAUUAAACAAAGCCGUAUAAAGUAGCCUAAAUAAAACCGACAGACAAGGCACAAACGUUUCGGGUCUAGCCCAUCAUCAGUGUUCCCAGUUUCGAGUGAAGAUAUCAGAAAGUUUCCCCACUAGGAAGCACGGCAGAGAUGCUCAUGCACCAGUGUGGUCCAGGGAGCACAAACUUUUUUCACACUUGGAUUGGCCAAAACAAAGUCCACACCUCACACUCAUUCCGAAUCUUUGGGAUGUGCUGGAGAAGGCUUUGCACAGCGUUUAAACUGUUAAUUAACAGUUAAUUAACAGUUAAUUAACUAUUAAAGGGGCUCCAGGUAGGAUUAGACGUUUGAUUAAUCAUGGUCCCACGUCAGCCGAUGCUUAUGCGAGUCAUUAGUGAGUGAACGAUGGCUCUCGUGACCACUUCCAUGGUCCGCUGUCAGAAAACCCCACAGGCAACUUUUGACAGUGCGGUCCGUGGGAGUGUCAUGGGAAACACUUUUCAUUUGAAAGCAUCGCUUUAACAUACCGUAUUCAGUUUUGUAUCAACUGCUGGCAUUCCGUGAUGAAAAACAGUCUCACAGCGAGUUUAUUUGAACAGCAUUUUUUCAUUUUGGUGUACGUUUUGAGACAGGCAUGCCACGGGCACCGUGCAAAAGACGUCAUCCUACCUUUGCCCCUUUACGUAAUUAAUACACUGAGUUAAUUAAAAUAAUACAGCAGUGAAUGUGUGCCAUAAUCAAAACUAAUGGUGGUCCAACAACAUAUUUGUGUGAGUGACCUUUUUUUUGAUGAGGACUUUUUUUUUGACCAAGCUGUGUGUAACAGAGGCUAACCAGCAGAGUUGGCGUGGAACGUUAGUAAACCUCCCUCCCAAAGCCUCAAACAGUAUCGAUGCCGUUGAGCUGGGGGACUGGUCCCUUAGUCCAGCUGUAUUGCACUGUCUCCCAUUGCCGGACUGUUGUAAUUGACGAGGUCGCAGGUUCGCAUCACCAAGGGGGAUGAACAGGUGCAAGAUGACCUCCGUUACAUAGCCUACUGCUACAUAUUGUAGGCUAUGUAGGCUACUUUUACUCCCGGAUCUAUGACGUUCAUUAUGUCUAAGAGGACAGUGUGAGAGAUGGACAGGAAGCGAAUGGGGAGAGAGACGGGGAGGUCGGUAAAGGACCGCAUGGUAGACGAGUGCCCUACCGGUUGGCCACGGCAGGUUCCCAAAAGAUGUUUUUAUGACCAACAUUUCUCUUAACACACUUAAACCAUUUCAAAUGUUACACCUGCGCUUAAUGCCAGCCUUCAAAACCGACAAUGUAUUGAAGGAUGAGGGCAGUGAGAUGUUCUCCUCUCCUCUAUUUUGUUGUCACAUUACAUCCAAAAUUAAAUAUGUUAUUGGUUGUAAUGCUUUGUAAGCCUGGCAUUUGUCUGUUACCCAUGGGAUAUACUGCAGAUUGAGUCUUUAUCCUUGCUUGUAUUUCAUUAGGGUAGGGCUUGAGUUGGAUUUGCGUUGUGUCUUUAAAGCCUGUAAAAGGAUGGGAUCUAAUAUUUAAAGCAGCAAUGAAAACCAAGUGGAAAACACAUUAGAUGAUUUAAAAUGGCAUUUAGAGUCUUCUUCUAUGGCCAUGUUUAAAUACAUUUACUGCUGUGUGUAAAUACAUU